Molecule: messenger RNA, 808 nt
Organism: Triticum dicoccoides
Lineage: Eukaryota; Viridiplantae; Streptophyta; Magnoliopsida; Poales; Poaceae
Product: transcription factor MYB21-like
Exons: 2
Coding region: 1-666 (221 amino acids)
Biological process (GO): regulation of DNA-templated transcription
Cellular component (GO): nucleus
Molecular function (GO): sequence-specific DNA binding; DNA-binding transcription factor activity
Source: RefSeq, a predicted model, not a curated record
AUGCAGUGCGCGGAGCCGGCGGUGAGGAAGGGGCCCUGGACCAUGGAGGAGGACCUCGUCCUCGCCAACUACGUCGCCGCCAACGGCGAGGGCGCGUGGAACAGCCUCGCCCGCGCUGCCGGGCUGAACCGGACGGGGAAGAGCUGCCGGCUGCGGUGGCUCAACUACCUGCGCCCCGACGUGCGGCGCGGCAACAUCACGCCGGAGGAGCACCUGCUCAUCGUGGAGCUGCAGGCCAGGUGGGGCAACCGGUGGUCCAAGAUCGCCAGGCACCUCCCCGGCCGGACCGACAACGAGAUCAAGAACUUCUGGAGGACCAAGAUACAGAAGAAGCGCAGCGGCGGCGCCACCGCCAGCGACAGCACCGGGUGCCAGCUUCCGAGCUCGACGGCGGUGACCGAGUCCCAGAGCAGCAGCAGCAACUCCGUGGGCCGGCCGGGCGCCAUGCCGCAUUACGACGUCGUCACGGCGGCGACGCAGCCAGGCGGCUGGGGUGAUCACCAGCUUGGCUACGCCGUGCAAGGAGGUGGGGGUGCCGCGUGUGCCGGAGACAUGGACGGUGGCGUGCCGCCGGAGUUUUUGCAGGCGGCGGCGGUGGCGGGUGACAACUUCUGGGGCCUCGAGGAGUUCUGGCCCACGGUGCCGUCGCUCCACGGCGACUACUGAAUGCGACGGAUGCUCUUGCGCCUUGUGCCGCGUGUAUAGAUAGAUAUCCAUAUCGGUGUGUGAGUGAGUUGGAUUCGUUUGCUAGAACAAAGCGUGCCGGCUUCACUAAAAUUUCAACUGAAUUCUUACGGCGACUAAUUUA